This is a messenger RNA of Medioppia subpectinata, 948 nucleotides long. Lineage: Eukaryota; Metazoa; Arthropoda; Arachnida; Sarcoptiformes; Oppiidae. The record is from the annotation of a GenBank genome assembly.
AUGGGCAUACAUCCGGGAGAGUUGGCUGUCUUCCGAUUCAUCGGUAUAUUAGUCUUAACGAUACCUCUGGUCAUUAGGAAUGGCAGCAAUCCGUUCGGACCGCCGGAGUUGAGACACUUUCUGCUGCUGAGGGGUAUAGCGGGCGCCACAUCGCUGUUCCUCCGCUUCUCGGCCUUUCGGUAUCUGCCGAUCGCCGACGCGUCGGUCAUCAUCUUCUCUGUGCCCGUAUUUGUUUCACUGUUUGCCUGUAUUUUCCUCAAAGAGCCGUGCGGUGUUUUUCAGACCAUAACUGUAUUGCUAACAAUGUUAGGCCUAUCACUGACCACAAAACUGCCCAUAAUCUUCGGCUCCGACGGCGAUAUCAACAUUAACUCCCAAUACGUGAACGCAAGCAUACCUUCUCUGUUGGUCAAUAUGACGGUCGCGUCGGACAGUAGGCAAGAGUUGUUGGCCAACCAGAAGCUGCACCAUAUCUACGGUGUGCUGUCGGCGCUCACAUCCACUAUAUUUGCCUCUUCUGUCUUCAUAUUCAUUAGAAAAGCCAAAGGCGCUCAUCACUCGGUCAUAAUGUUUAACUUCGGUUGGGUUGCGAUCGUCGAGACGGUGAUCAUCACGGCGUUGAUGGACGGCUUCUCGUCGCCCAAAACGGGCACCGAAUGGCUGUUAAUAAUACUGUUGGGAAUAUUCUCGUUCUGCGGGCAAAUCCUAUUGACCCGAUCGCUGCAGUUAGAACAGGCGGGACCCGUCGCUGUGGUCAGGGCUGCCACCGACAUAGCGCUGGCCUUCGUGUGGCAACUCUGGCUGUUCCACGACGUGCCCGACAUGUGGUCAAUAGCCGGUGCCUUACUGGUGACCACUUGUAUCAUAAUAACCAGUGUUCGCAAAUGGGUGAUGACACAGCCCGAGCACUCCCGCAUUAAGUCCAAGUGCUAUUUCAUGAUACAAUAG